CCCCUCUUGUUAUGCAAAUUCAAUUACAUUUAACAGACGCUGACGCACAAUAACACUACCAUUCAGUAGCGCAGAGACACAAACCCAAGCAGAGAAAAUUUAAUCUAGAACUCAUAUUUAUUCACGCUGUUGUUACCCAUAACUGCAGCGUCACACAGUUGGUCGGGAUAGAUCAGUGAAGAAGCAACGGGAGGUAUUUCCUUUCACUUGAGAAAGAAAAGCGGACAGCACACGGACAGACAGAGACACCGGCGCGCUUGCUUCUGACGUGACGGCGACCGGCUUCAGUUAUUCGAACCCUCAUUCAUCUCGCUUAUGGGCGCAACACAGACCGAGCCAACCCUGAAGUUGGGUAAGCUGGAAAUGGCACGCCAGAGGCUGCUACAGCGUUAUGAGCACCAGCCCUUUGUCUCCUGUCUAGCUGGACUCUACGGCUGCCAGUGGAGGCGUUACCAGCUCACACAUGCUCAGCCUGGACACUGCUGCUGCUCUAAGCUGGAGUGUGGCAGUUUUGCUCUGAUCGUUCUGACAUUUUGUCUCAGUCUGGUGUUCCUGUACUUCUGGAGUGAAGCACAGAAUGACUACAAUGACUUUGACUGGUUUAAUUUUGGUAAUCUGGGUUUCUGGUUUCCAUGGUCCAUAGUUUUGUUGAUUCUUGCUGUUUUUUUGUUCACUUAUGUUGCUGUUCUGCUGCUGCUGGCAGUUUGUCUUCUCUCAGAAGGCCAGAGAUUAUAUUUACACUGGUGUCACAAGAUCGGGAUCUCAGUGACUGUGAUUCUCUCCAUUGUGGCCUCAUCUAUUCUCACAGAUUUAUGGAGCAAGGAGUGGAUGACUGUACUUUUAUCUUUUCAGGUAACUGCUCCAUAUCUACACAUAGGUGGUGUAGUUUUAAUGACUCUAUUAUCUUGGCCAAUAGCCUUGCAUGUCUUCCGUAUCAAUAUGAGAGUGAGAGGGAUGUCCAUCAUUGUGCUGUACAUAACUGUUCUAGUGACUCUGUUCUUGGUUCCUCUGGGCAUGUACUCCCCCUGCAUUAAAGAGAGGAGCAAUCUGGGAUCAGCUCCUGCUUUAAUUGGACACAGGGGAGCACCAAUGCUUGCCCCUGAAAACACCUUCAUGUCUUUUGAGAAGGCAUUGGCAGCUGGAGCUGAUGGUCUGGAGACUGAUGUAACUAUCAGUUAUGAUGGAGUUCCUUUCCUCAUGCACGAUAAGAACCUACGCAGGACAACUAAUGUAAAAGACGUGUUCCCAAACUGGACACACACCUCACCUGCCAUGUUUACGUGGAGAGAACUGCAGAGUCUCAAUGCUGGAUCCUGGUUCUUCUCUCAAGACCCCUUUGGAACAGCUUCAUCUCUGAGCCCAGAUGAGCAAUUGCAAGCUCAGAAUCAGUCUGUAUGCACACUGAGGGACUUCCUGGAUCUGGCUGCUCAACAUGGGAAACUAGUGAUCUUUGAUCUGUAUCGGCCGCCCAGGGGUCACCCUUAUAGAGAUGCCUGGAUAUCCCGCACCCUAGACGUCAUCCAAAACGAGUCAUCCAUUCACUCCAGUCAGGUGUUGUGGUUGCCUCCAGAGCUCAGAGAGUUUGUACAAGAAAUCGACCCAGAGUUACAGCAGACAACAGCUGAACUAGCACCAGUGGAGGACCUUCAGCUCAGACACAUAUCCAGACUCAACAUCCAUUACAGCUCCAUGUCAGAGAAAGAAAUCAGAAAAUACGCUGCUGCUAACAUCAGCACCAACCUGUAUGUGAUCAGCGAGCCGUGGCUGUAUUCUCUUGCCUGGUGCGCAGGGGCUCAUUCUGUCGCCACUAAUGCCGUUCACAUCCUCAAGAACCUGCAAAGACCGCUCUUUCUCAUGACACCGGAUGAGUACAGGCUUAUGUGGACUCUUACUGACAUCACUUCCCUUAUUCUUGUCGUGAUUAUCUUUGUGUUUCACUGGUGGAGGGAGCGUGGGUUGGCUCUCAGUGUGGACAGCAGUUCAGUAAUUGAGAGUGGGUCCUACAGACAGUUCAGGACAGAGAUGAGUGAUGUGUGGUCUUUAUCCAACAUGAGUGCCUCUGACAAGCAAGAACCAUCUCUUUGAAGUGCCUGAUGAAAUGUUCUGGUUCAUAUUUAACCCCUUAUAUAUAUAUAUAAAAAAAAAAAAACUGUAACUGAUGUUCAGUUAAGCCAGUAUAAACCACUGUUUAUGUGGUACAUUGAAAUCACCCUUACAGUUUAUAAAUUGUAAGUGUUUGAUCACUAAAUGACAGACAAGCAGGCUGUCUUCAUGUGAUAUGAUGGGAUACAUACAGUUAACAAAUGCUUAGUUCUAGUGACUAAUCUUGCACCUCAUUUGAAUUAUGGCCUUUUGCAAGUCCCAGGUUUUAUCAAUGCUACUGUAAAGGUUUCCAUUUCAAGCAUGAAUGGAAAUAUUUAUCAUGUCGAUGAAACUGAUGUUUCCUUCACUGAGAUAUUGGUGGAUCCAUUGGUUUUGUUUAAUCUCAAGUGGUAUUUAAAAUACAUGUCAUGGUUUUGGCUGAAUCAUUACUCCUAGACAAUAAAUAGUGUAAGAAUCCAAGAGGUCAUAAAUCAUUUUUAUGCUAACGUUUCGUCCUUUUUG
This is a messenger RNA of Sinocyclocheilus anshuiensis, 2604 nucleotides long. RefSeq names its product glycerophosphodiester phosphodiesterase domain-containing protein 5-like. The transcript has 16 exons. NCBI's taxonomy places the organism in Eukaryota, Metazoa, Chordata, Actinopteri, Cypriniformes, Cyprinidae. The coding region runs from base 316 to 2085 and encodes 589 amino acids. Gene Ontology annotation, biological process: lipid metabolic process. The record is from RefSeq and is a predicted model, not a curated record. Gene Ontology annotation, cellular component: membrane. Gene Ontology annotation, molecular function: glycerophosphodiester phosphodiesterase activity.